This is a messenger RNA of Beta vulgaris subsp. vulgaris (sugar beet), 2315 nucleotides long. Its product is annotated as pentatricopeptide repeat-containing protein At1g79080, chloroplastic. The transcript has a single exon. Gene Ontology annotation, molecular function: protein binding. The record is from RefSeq and is a predicted model, not a curated record. NCBI's taxonomy places the organism in Eukaryota, Viridiplantae, Streptophyta, Magnoliopsida, Caryophyllales, Amaranthaceae. The coding region runs from base 450 to 2150 and encodes 566 amino acids.
UAAAGUUAACCUAUCAACCGCUCAUUGUAACUCUGUACGUAUUAGAAUCAGGACUAAGAUUUUAUCCUCAAUUGUUGGAUAACACAGGAAAGACGAGAAGCAAUGGAGGUCUACACUGAAGAGUAGAGCUCCUGGAGAAACGGUAUUACUCUUUCACCAACUUCGAAGCUUCCUGCUACAAACAGAUUACUCCAGUGAUAGCUGAUAAUUAACUGAAAUUCUACAUAGUACGUUGAUAUUCCCUCUUUCUCUCUCUUGAUAUCUUUGACUACUACUUACUGAAAUUUUAUUUAGCAUUUCUGCAUCAUUUGUACAUUAAAUUUCUCACAGUUUUCCAACUUAUUGUAAGUUAUGUAUAUUUUGAACUCCACAAACCCAUGAUCUUCUUGCUGCUUUUGUUAUGCUUUCAAUCCUGAAUUUUAGCUUAAAAGCACAAAAAAACAUAAGUUAUGGCAGCCCUUUUGCAAUCAUUAUCUCCCAUUACAAACCCAUGUCUAGAAAAUACAAUAAAAGCUUGUGGGUUCUUUUCCCAGAUCCCAAAUCUUCAUACUGUAUCACUAAACAAAGGUUUUUCAAGGGUAUUAGCAUCUAACCAAAUUACUAUUUCAUCAAACUCUGUGUUUACAUUGCCUAAUUGGAGGAAUGGUAAGAAUGAUCCCAAGUCUAAGGAAAUUAAGGUCAAUGAUGCAUUUUUGUACUUGGAAUAUAUGGUUGAUAAGGGUCAUAAACCCGAGAAAGGUCAGGCGACUCAGCUGUUGUAUGAUCUUUGCAAGCUUAGUAAAGUUCGGAAAGCAAUUAGAGUGAUGGAGAUGAUGGUUAGUUCGGGUGUGAAACCGGACGCUACUUCUUAUACGUUUUUAGUGAAUCAUUUGUGUAAGAGAGGAAAUGUGGGGUAUGCAAUGCAGUUGGUUGAGAAAAUGGAGGAGUGCGGCUACCCAACUAACACAGUUACAUAUAAUUCACUUGUUAAGGGGCUCUGUAUGCUUGGGAAUUUGAAAAAGAGUCUGCAGCUUCUUGAUCGGUUGAGAAAGAAAGGGCUGGAACCUAAUGUUUUCACUUACUCGUUCUUGCUGGAAGCCGCUUAUAAGGAACAAGGAGUCGAUGAAGCAAUGAAGCUGUUAGAUGAGAUAAUAGCUAAAGGUGGAAAACCUAAUUUGGUUAGCUACAAUGUACUUGUGACGGGUUUGUGUAAGGAAGGGAGAACAGAGGAAGCAAUUACUUUCUUCAGGAAUUUACCACAAAAAGGGUUUGAGCCAAAUGUGGUGACUUACAAUAUUUUGCUGAGGACUCUGUGCUGUGAAGGACGGUGGAAUGAGGCGUACGAGCUUCUAGCUGAAAUGGAUGAUGGAGAUCGUGCCCCAUCUGUUGUUACAUAUAACAUUCUGGUCAGUUCACUGGCUCUCCAUGGCCAACUAGAUCAUGCAUUUGAGGUUUUAGAAGAAAUGAUGAGGGUAGGAUUCAAACCCACUGGAGCCACCUACAACCCAAUCGUUACUCAUCUCUGCAAGGAAGGGAAGGUAGAUCAAGUUAUGAAGUGCUUGGACCAGAUGAUUUUGCAGCAUUGCCAUCCUAAUGAAGGAACAUAUAAUGCUAUUGCUGUACUUUGUGAAGAAGGAUUAGUUCAGGAAGCAUUCUCCAUUAUCCAAAGCUUAGGUAGCAAAUCAAACCUCGCAAUUCAUGAUUUUUAUAGAGCAGUGAUUACAAGUUUGUGCAGAAAAAAUAAUACAUACCCAGCACUGAAGCUACUGAAUGAGAUGACCAAGUUUGGAUUUACACCUGAUUCUUAUAUGUAUUCAACGCUGUUAAGAGGGUUGUGCAUGGAAGGAAUGUUGGAUGCAGCAGUUGAGAUUUUCAAGUUGAUGGAAGACAAUGAAUGCAGGCCUGAUGUUGAUAAUUGCAAUGCUCUUAUACUUGGGUUAUGCAAAUCUCAGAGAACCGAUUUGUCUUUGGACAUCUUUCAGAUGAUGGUCGACAAAGGAUAUAAGCCAAAUGAGAUGACGUAUACAAUAAUUGUAGAGGGAAUAGCUCAUGAAGAAGAAACAGAGCUAGCAGCAAAAGUUUUGGAAGAACUGUAUGAGAGAAAGAUAGUGAGUAGGAACACUAUGGAAAGGCUCGUGAUGCAGUAUGACCUUGAGGGUUUACCAGUGUAAACAACUUAUAAAAGAGACUUCUAUAGAGAAGUGCAUGGUGACCUGUUUAUGUACUUAUUUGAUAGGCAAACGAUGAUAACAACGCUCCAAUAAAUCUUGCAAUCCAAUUGUAGUUGAUUUGCUAAUACACAGUAUUCAAUCAAAUGCGAGUUAUUAAACUUCUUA